ACAGAGCUGGUCACGUGACGCCGUGUUUACAGACCUACUUCCUGUUUACUUAAGGGAAGGGAUGUUCUACUUAGCAUGAUAAAGGCUGUGGGUCACAUUAGUUCCCAACUUGAACCUCCUAAUGGAGCUAACUCAUGGCUUCUUGCUGCUGCUGUGCAGCUCGGUUCUGAUCGCAGCGGCUCCGACCGGAAGUAGCUACCUGUCCGGAACAGGUAGGUUUUGGCACAUCACUGACCUCCACCUGGACCCCUCCUACCACCUGAACCAGGACCCCACCAAGGUCUGCUUCUCCUCUAAAGGGGCCCCCGCCACCCACGCCGGUGUGUUUGGGGACUUCCUGUGUGACUCUCCCUACAGCCUCAUCCAAUCAGCCUUCAGUAGCAUGGCGCCGCUCACACAGCAGCAGGACUUCAUCAUAUGGACCGGGGACAGUCCACCUCAUGUCCCUCCUGAGGAGCUGUCCACAGACCUGGUGAUCCAGGUGAUCGGUAACAUGACGCAGACCAUCAGACAGCACUUCCCCAACCUGACGGUCUACCCGGCUCUGGGGAACCACGACUACUGGCCACAGGACCAGAUGCCUGCAGCCACUAAUGAGAUCUACAAAGCUGCUGCAGCUCUCUGGAAACCCUGGCUGGACGCAGACGCUCUGCUCACCCUGUCACACGGUGGCUUUUACUCCCAGCUGGUUAAACCCGGUUUACGCCUGGUGAGUCUCAACACCAUCCUUUACUACGGUCCUGAUGAAGUCACGCUCAACAUGACCGACCCGGCCGGACAGUUCCAGUGGCUGGAGAAGACUCUGGAGAAAGCUGCUCUGAAUCUGGAAAAAGUGUACGUCAUCGCUCACGUUCCGGUGGGAUUCCUGCCUUUUUUCGGAAACACCACCGCUAUGAGGAAAGCCCACAACGAGAGGCUGGUCUCCAUCUUCAGGAAGUUCAGUCGCGUUGUAGCGGGACAAUUUUAUGGCCACACCCACAGAGACAGCAUCAUGGUGCUGCUGGACAAGCACGGUAAACCUGUGAAUUCCCUCUUCGUGUCUCCGGCUGUCACACCAAUCAGAGACGUCCGGGAGGAAUAUUCCAACAAUCCGGGAUUCCGGGCGUACCUGUACAACAGCAACGACUACAGCGUCUCGGACAUCUGGCAGUACUACUUGAACCUGACGGAAGCCAACGAGAAACAAAGGUCCGACUGGAAGCUUGAAUACAUCAUGACUGAAGCUUUUGGACUGACCGACCUGAAGCCACCAAGUCUCCUCCAGCUGGGCCUGAGCUUCAUGCUGCCUCAGGCCAAGAGCUUUGAGGAAUACUUCACCCACUUCAUGGUGAGCUACGACCGCAGCAUCACCUGUGAUGGGGACUGUAAGACCAGGCAGGUGUGUGCGGUUCUCCACCUGGACCAACAGUCCUACUCCAGAUGUGUGGUGGGUAGAAACCCGUAGAGGUCUUUAUUUGUCUUUAAUUCUAAGAGAAUCACACUAAAGGGACAUUAUGUUGUAUUUGAUGGUUUUAGGUGAUAAAAUAUGAGAAUGUUUUAUUUCUAACUGAUUUAAAAAAAAUUUAAGAACCACAUAUGGAUCCAACAGUGAUGAACCAAACACAGCUCAGCCUCCCAGCUCAGGAAAGCAGGUCCUUAUUAAUCUGAGCUGAAAUCCGGAUAUCUGAGGGAUCUAAACUGGGGGGGAAAAAGUAAUUAAUUAAACAAAAAAAUUCUUAGAAAUCUGAAGAAGUUUUAUUACUAAUUGAAAGAUUAUUACUAUUAUUUAUUAUUAUGAAUAAAAUUCCCUUUAUGACAUUAAAUUAAAGCUCAGAGUCGUGUUCUGUAAUAGUUCAGAGUCCUAACCAAACAAAGUGAGCAGAUAAUCUCUGAGGCUCAGAUUUAGCUUCAUUAAAAGCAAAAUCCAGACUAAAAACAUGAAAAAUGGAGGAAAAGCAGGAAACUGUCAUGUAACUUUUUACUGUUAAAGGGGUUGGAUUCAUUCUCAGGACAUGAAUAAAAUAUCCACGCCGCACGUUUGUUUCUUCCUGCAGAAAUCGAUGCACUUUACUUUGACCGUGUUUUAAUUCUUAGAGCAUCAAAUAAGAAAAGCUCUGUGAGUUUUUGGGUAUCGAAGCUUCUGGUGAUUCUGCGGCAUUUCUUUGUUUUAAAGGUUUUUACAGUUAAACGCAGUGAUGUGAUCAUGGAAAUGUUCAGGAUUGUUUCAGGGUUAAUGAAAAUAAUCUAAAUCAGAUUUAAGCCCUGCAGGAUUCACAGAUUAGAGCGAGUUCCAACUAAAGGUGCUUCAGGUCACACAAGGACAGGACCAACAAACAAACACUGUGAGUGUGAGUGAGAUGUGUGUUCUAUCAUAUUAAACUCGUUGAGUUUGUGGUCAUUAAAAAGGUCGAAUGAACACAUGAAAUGUGUCGUUUAAAACCUGCUGCUGAUUAAAAAUGGAAAACUUUGUGAAAACAUCA
Messenger RNA from Nothobranchius furzeri (turquoise killifish), 2459 nucleotides. It is a transcript of the gene smpdl3a, whose product is annotated as sphingomyelin phosphodiesterase acid like 3A. Gene Ontology annotation, molecular function: sphingomyelin phosphodiesterase activity. NCBI's taxonomy places the organism in Eukaryota, Metazoa, Chordata, Actinopteri, Cyprinodontiformes, Nothobranchiidae. Gene Ontology annotation, biological process: sphingomyelin catabolic process. The record is from RefSeq and is a predicted model, not a curated record.